This is a messenger RNA of Cloeon dipterum, 1421 nucleotides long. RefSeq lists its product as uncharacterized. The transcript is spliced from 3 exons. The record is from RefSeq and is a predicted model, not a curated record. Bases 117 to 644 code for a protein of 175 amino acids. NCBI's taxonomy places the organism in Eukaryota, Metazoa, Arthropoda, Insecta, Ephemeroptera, Baetidae.
GCCAGACUCUUCUCGCUGAUGCCUAGGUAAAUUCAGGGACGCCGCUGACACUGGUGCUCAGUCGUUCUUCGCACUCUCCGCAUCGCACAGCCUCCUCGCAGGAAGACUACCUCAACAUGUUCAGCCCAACUUUUAGUGUGCUGGUUCUCUUGAUGGCGCUGUUUGUGGCCUCAGAGGCGCGAAUCGAAUUGCUCAACUCCAAGUACAUGGGCAAGGACACGUACCACAAGAAGCCCUCCGGAUUGAUGCCGCUUAAGACGGUGGCUGGACGUGGUGGAGACUCCAACACCUACUACGUCAAACUGCCGGCCAGUCCUCAUUACUACAGCGCUCUCAGCAGCAAGGUGCCUUUUGAGCCCCACGGCACAGCUCACGUCCGCCGUUUGCUGCCGAUGAGCUUCGAAAGCAACGGCCGUCCCGCCGGCAUCUACCACUGGAACCUGCCACAGGUGCAACGCAUGGAACUGGAGAAGAACAUGCAGCGGAGGCGCUCGAGCUUCGACCACAUGCACGCCCAGCAGCGCACCGUGCACCACCGCGAGCACUACCCCGUGCAGAUCAAGAGGUACAGGCAGAAGAGCUCUGGAGACAGCCCCAUCCACAGGAUCAGCGGCACGGGCAACAAGAGGAUGACCAAGCACUAAAGGCAUCGAGGUUCGGCGGACGGAGACACACACGCUCAAACGCACAAAAACGCUUCUGUCCGCCAACUCAAACACAGGUGGCCGAAUUUCACAAGCAGCAGCGCAAGUUGUCCACUCGAGACUCGUUGACUACUUGAGCACGAUUUGCCUGAUGUCUUUUCAAAGUUCAGUAUUUAUUCGACAGGCUCCUUGUGCUUGAGUACUGAACAGCACUUUAUCCUGUAAGCGUAAUUUAUGAUGGAGUGUCCGUGUUUUUUUUAAAAGCUUUCCACUGUAAUUUUAGUUGCAAAUGUCCACAUUGGCCUGUGCUUAUAGUUGAAAUCUCUGGAUUAAAUGCGAGAGAAAUGUUUAGUCCAGGCUGAUAUUGCACAGAGUGUGGAGAUUUGAUUGUGCCAUUGCCAGUGAGUGACUAAUCGCGCUAACCAACUGCACAAGAGGCACGAAAUGAAUAACACCUUGUAGCUAUGCAACAUGCUGUGCUUGAAAGUUCUGCUCAGCUGCAUACGCGCGCAUGUACUCUUUUGAUGUAGCAAUAAUUAUCUGUGUAGCUCUAGAAUUUUGUAUCCUCACUUUAAAACGACUGUAAAUACUAAUUUUAAUAACAUUUUGAUAGCGACAUUAUAAAAUUAACUGCAAACUCUGUUCUAGUAAGGUGACUUUGUUGUUUCAAUGCAUGUGACUUAAAUUUUCAAUUUUAGCAAAUAAUAUCAAACUUUCUGACUUUUUCAGUAAAACUGACUGUACUCUUUGCAUUUUAAUAAAAUAUUCUCAAAGCAA